This is a messenger RNA of Rhododendron vialii, 5579 nucleotides long. Its product is annotated as pentatricopeptide repeat-containing protein At5g57250, mitochondrial. The record is from RefSeq and is a predicted model, not a curated record. The transcript has 3 exons. The coding region runs from base 170 to 3430 and encodes 1086 amino acids. Gene Ontology annotation, molecular function: protein binding. NCBI's taxonomy places the organism in Eukaryota, Viridiplantae, Streptophyta, Magnoliopsida, Ericales, Ericaceae.
ACCUUAAUAUUGAUAUCGUAGCAACCAAACGAAUCCGGCAGCGGCACAGGACCAUGCCUCAACAUUCCUCCGUUUUCAAUGGCGUCUUCCUGCAAAAACCAACCCCUAUUUCCCUACUAUCCUCGGCGGCAACAUCAAAGUUGGCUUAAUUGAAACAAAUCCAAAACAAAUGUUCUUCUCCAAGACCAAACCAUUUUCGUCUCUCUCUUCUUCUCACCGUCCCAAUCCACCCGACGCUCCAAGCUUGCAAACUCUCCUAAAAAGUGGCUUCAGCCCAACCCUCAAAGACUUCAACCGAUUCCUCCUCUUUCUCUCCCAAUCUGGCAAAUUCAAGCCCCUCAUUCACUUCUUCUCUCAGAUGAGCUCCCACCACAUCAAAGGCAAUCCUCAUACCCACUCCAUCUUCACCAGGGCUCUCCUCAGGGACCACCAAUAUGGACAAGCACAUCAAUUCAUCAAGACCCACAUGGCCAAAUCAUCCGUGUCGCGGAGAAAUCGAUUGUGGGACCGUUUGAUCCAAGGCCUCUGUAUAAACAAAAAAGACCCAGAAAAGGCAUUCUUGGUGUUGCAAGAUUGCUUAAGUGUUGAUGGUACACUGCCUUCUUCUUUUACUUUUUGCAUACUGAUUCAUAGUUUUAGCUCUAAAGGGAUGAUGGGUAGCGCAAUUGAAGUGUUGGAGAUGAUGACAGAGGAGAAAACCAAAUACCCACUUGAUAAUUUUGUUUGUAGUUCAUUGAUUUCUGGGUUUUGUAUGAUUGGAAAACCUGAACUUGCAGUUGAAUUUUUUGAGAAUGCUGAGAGUUCGGGUGGGUUACAGCCUAAUUGCGUGACCUAUACAGCGCUUGUGAAUGCUUACUGUAGAUUGGGCAGAUUUGUGGAGGUCAGUAGUUUAGUUACUAGGAUGGAGAAGGAAGGAAUAAAUUUCGAUGUUGUGUUGUAUAGUAGUUUGAUUCAUGGGUAUUUUAUGGAAGGAGACCUUUUGGGGGCAUUGUGGAAGCAUAGAGAGAUGGUGGAUAUACUAAUAGACUUGGAUACCGUUGGCUAUACUAUACUUGUAGAUGGAUUUUCAAAGGAAGUAAACGUGGUGAAGGCAGUGGGGUUUUUAAACAGAAUGAAAAGGGAUGGAUGUCCACCCAAUUUGGUUACCUAUACAGCGGUCAUGUUGGGAUUUUGCAGAAUAGGGAAACUGGAGGAGGCUUCUGCAGUGCUUAAGAUGGUUGAAGACUUGGGCAUUAAAGUUGAUGAAUUCAUGUAUGCGACUUUAAUUGACGGAGCCGGUCGGAUUGGUGAUUUUGAUUGUGUAUUUAGUCUGUUAGACAACAUGGAGAAGAAUGGUGUUAAUCCGAGUAUUGUUACAUACAAUACCGUGAUUAAUGGGUUGUGCAAAGCUGGGAGAACAGUUGAUGCGGAUGAGUACUCAAAGGGCGUAGUUGGAGAUAUUUGGACAUACAGCACGUUGUUACACGGGUACAUUGAAGAAGAGAAUGUCAUGGGGAUGUAUGAAACAAAGAGGAGAUUGGAAGCAGCUGACGUGUGUUUGGAUGUUAUUAUGUGUAAUAUCCUUAUCAAAGCACUAUUUAUGAUGGGAUCGAUUGAGGAUGCUCUUGCGCUUUAUAAAGGGAUGCCAGAAAUGAACUUGGUUGCAGAUUCUGUUACUUAUUGCACCAUGAUUGAUGGAUACUGUAGAGUUGGUAGGAUUGGUGAGGCUCUUGAAAUAUUUGACGAGUUUAGGGCGACGUCAGUUUCUUCAGUUGCAUGUUACAAUUGUAUUAUUCAUGGGCUCUGCAGGAAUGGAAUGGCGACUGUGGCGUUGGAGGUACUUAUAGAACUUCAUGAGAAAGGUUUUUCUUCAGAUAUGGGUAUCAAUAUGAUGUUGAUCAAGGCAAUUUUUGCAGAAAAAAGUGAAGGAGGAGUGUUUAAUUUAAUUUACAGAAUAGAGAACAUAAGUGAAAUUUUUACGACCAUAUGUAAUGAUGCUAUUUGUUUUCUGUGCAAGAGAGGUUUCUUUCUUGCUGCCUGUGAUGUGCACAUGUUAUUGCAGAGGAAAGGGUCAGUUGUCGAAAACAAGUCCUACUAUUCAAUCAUGAAGGCACUUAGGGGAUAUGGAAAAAGUUGGUCAAAUCGCCCUCUUUUAAAUACCUUGGUAAAAAGGUUUGGCAUAAUUGAACCAAGGGUAUGCAAGAUUCUAUUGGAUUACCUGUGCAUAAAAGAUGUUGACAAUGCUCUUACGUUUCUUGAUGCAGUGAAAGACAAAGCAUUUACCACAACCUUCCAUGUUCAUGUUCUUAGGACACUUACUAGGGAUGGAAGGGCUUUGGAUGCAUAUAAACUUAUCGUUGGCGGAGAACUGAAUCUACCCACUAUGAAUGUGGUUGAUUAUUCCAAGGUGGUUGACAGCCUUUGCAAGGGAGGACAUAUGGAUAAGGCCUUAGAUCUUUGUUCUUUUGCAAAAAGAAAAGGGAUUGCCCUUAGCAUCAUCACGUAUAACUCAGUUAUAAAUGGAUUGUGCCGCCAUGGAUGUUUCAUUGAAGCAUUUAGACUAUUCAAUUCGUUGGAGAAAAUUGACGUGUUUCCUUCAGAAAUCACAUAUGCUACACUGGUCGACAGUCUAUCUAAGGAAGGGUAUUUGCUAGAUGCCAGGAAGUUAUUUGACAGUAUGGUCCUCAAGGGCUUGAAUCCGAAUACACAUGUUUACAACUCAUUGAUUGAUAUAUAUUGCAAGCAAGGUCAAAUUGAGGAAGCCUUGAAGCUUCUCCUUGAAAUGGAGGUAAGGCAGCUUAAGCCUGACAGAUUUACUGUUUGUUUUAUGAUUAAUGGCUAUUGCCGAAAAGGUGAUUUGGAAGGUGCUCUUGAAUUAUUUUUUGAAUUCAAAAGGCAAGGCGUGUUACCUGAUUUCUUGGGUUUCAUGUAUUUAAUAAGAGGUCUAUGUGCUAAGGGAAGGAUGGAAGAGUGCCGAACUAUAUUAACACAGAUGCUUCAGACUCAAUCUAUUGUGGAAUUGUUGAAGAUAGCUGAAACUGAGGUUGGAACGGAGUCCAUUGAAAGUUUUCUUGUCUCUUUAUGUGACCAAGGAAACGUCCAAGAAGCCACUGUGAUCCUCAAUGAAGUUGCAUCUAUGUUUUUCCCUGCUGCGAGGAUGCUUGAUGCUAAUGAUGGAUCAGAAAAGCUGACAGAGCUUUGUGAUGGGAGAGAUAUUGUUACAGUUCAAUCUGAGUCUUUAUUCUCCCCUCGUGAAUCUGAUGAGAAAUUUGGAGUAAGCAAUGUGGGGUCACUAGAGAAUGUAAUGAGAGUACAUGGUAAUCUAGGGAACGAAUCUCUAUUGCCUGACUUUAGGUCUUAUUAUGCCCUAAUUGCUUCUCUCUGUUCAAGAGGUGAGUUGGGGAAAGCUAAUAAACUGGCAAAAAUGCUUUCUGGUUCACGAGUUCGUUAGUUGACUUGAAAUUUAGUGCCUUUGGAAGCUACUGUUCCCUUUAGGUUCAUCUUGGUGGAGAGGAAACCUUGCAGAUAUCAUCUGCAGGGAUGCAGUUGAGUGCACAGCAAUCAGACUCUUUCUGUAUUGUUGACAUCACAUAGGCUCUCCUGAGGAAGAGUAACAGUAACGGAAUGUUUACUUCAAAAGACCAAGAUACAUUUGCUCGACGUACAAAGAGAAAAGGAAAGUGAGGUUGUUCAGGCAAAGCCUCAACAUGAAUCCAUUCGUUCAUUCUUCCAUCUUUCCACGUCGUCUUUCAAGCUUCUGACAUUUGAUCCAUGGUUCUAUAAACUUUGUGUUGGCUCUUAAUGGUGCGUUAUUAUCACACGGAAGGUUUAUUUCCUGUUGUAUGCCCAUCUAGUUCCCGCAUGGAAACUUCAAACUUCCCAUUUUGUACUGAUAGCUAUAUCAUUAACUUCUUUUCUAAAUUUGUAGAGGUGUUGGUUGACAGUUAUUUCUUGAAGGUCCAAGGACACCAUAAAAGAAUCUCGCAGCUGGUGAAGCAUUCUUGAUAGUCUUCAUGUGACUUUCUGUACAAGGAUCUAACUUUGCAGGUGAAUCAAGAUAAUAUUUUUGACAUUCCAGAUUAUACUAUGAACAUGAUGAAUUCUUCAUUUCCAUUUGCUUAGUCCUUGGGCUCUGAUCAUUUGUGCUGCAAAUGAUUACAAUUAAAAAAGUCUGGGGGGUAAGAUAAAACGGGAUUAUGUUUUGUAUGCCUAAAAAGGAAGGAGGUCUGGGUUUUUGGGUCUAAAGGGUUGGAAUAAGGCUGUUAGAGCAUCCGCAAUGGGAAUAAUCAAAAUCGAUAACCAAAAUGUGCCACGUCAGCAUUUGAUUAUCCAUUUAGUUCAUAAUCAAACCUAACGAACUUGAUCUCCACAUUGGUUAUUUUUGUAUCCCUAUAAAAAAAACCCCCCACAAUACGAAAUGCGUUUAUGUCCAAUUGCAAACGAGUUCCAAUCACGCACCCGACCACACCAAAUUAUUCGUCUCGAUGAGACGAUUCUAAUGUGAGGUGUUUUUUAAUUUUUUAGUUUUGAAUUUGGUUGUUGGGUUUGGUUAUUGAGUUUUGGUUAUUGGUAAAAGUUGUUAAGUUUGGUUAUUCAAAGGUCAAAAUUUAAUGAGUUGCUAAGGGGUUGCUAAGUUUGGUUAUUACAAUGUGAGCACUUUUUUGAGCAAACAUUGCUAACUUUAGCAACCUUUUAGUUUUGAUUAUUGCAUUGUGGAUGCUCUGAUGGUCCAUUGCUAAGAAGGCAGAUCAGAUACCUUAUGGAUUGGGUGGACUCACAUAAGUUAUUUAGGGACAAUGCAGGUGGUCCAUGCCUAUUCCACCCUCUGCUUCUUGGACAAUCCGGAAGAUUUUCAGUUUGAGGAGGAUGGUGCAACCAUGGAUUGGAUCUAUUAUUGGUGACGGUCAGGACAUUUUCUUGUGGCUUGACAAUUAGCAUCCCUUGGGGCUUCUCAAAUACAGGUUUGAGGGUAGAAUGGAUGAUAACUUGGUUAGGAGUCUUCAGUCUAAAGUUGCUUCAAUUAUUAGGAAUGGCUCUUGGUUUUGGGCUAGGAGGAGGAAUAGGGCGGUUAAUGAGACAAUGUUUGGCAUCCCCAGCGCCUUGGUUCCUAAUACUGCUCAAAGGGAUUCUGUUAUGUGUACCUUAAAUGGUGAGUUUUCUAUCAAGUCAGCUCGGCAGGGCUUUAGACAGUCCCAGCCUGAAGUUCUUUGGUGGAAGUCAGUUUCAAGAGUCUUUCAGGGUAAGAAGGAAGAUCCAGAUGGUGCUGUGCAGAAAGUCAUUGCUGAUCCGAGAUUUUGCACGAGUGCUUGGAAGAAUAUGACGAGCUCCUCUGCUAAUCGAAGCACAUGUCUAUCUUCGAACAUUUCUUGCAACAUUCUUUGUUGAGAUUUUCUCUCUGUUUUGGCUGUAGUGAGGGAGGCCUAGUUGUUAAUAUUUAGUUUGUUUGUUGUCGUUUGGUUGCUCUGCUGGUAUGUGCUAGUAGCUUGUUUUAGGUUUCGCUUGUAUUCAGUUUCAGGGGUAUGCCCCAGUGGACAUGUCUUCUGUUUUUGUUCAAUAAAAUUUCAACUUAACUGAAAAAAUAGAGUUUCUUCAUUGUUUAA